Messenger RNA from Ochotona curzoniae (black-lipped pika), 2664 nucleotides. It is a transcript of the gene POGLUT1, whose product is annotated as protein O-glucosyltransferase 1. The transcript is spliced from 11 exons. Bases 51 to 1229 code for a protein of 392 amino acids. Lineage: Eukaryota; Metazoa; Chordata; Mammalia; Lagomorpha; Ochotonidae. The record is from RefSeq and is a predicted model, not a curated record. Gene Ontology annotation, biological process: positive regulation of Notch signaling pathway; protein O-linked glycosylation. Gene Ontology annotation, cellular component: endomembrane system. Gene Ontology annotation, molecular function: UDP-glucosyltransferase activity; UDP-xylosyltransferase activity.
GGCGCUUCCGCACGCGCCGCCGCGGGGAGCCCGCAGUCGGGCCGCUGGCCAUGGAGCGGCGGCUGAGGUCGCCGCUUCGGCUCUGGCUGCUGCUGCUACUCUUGUCCCCGGGACAGGGCCGCCAGAAGGAGUCAGGUUCAAAAUGGAAAGUGUUCAUUGAUCAGAUUAACAGGUCUUUGGAGAAUUAUGAACCAUGUUCAAGUGAGAACUGCAGCUGCUACCGUGGUGUCAUUGAAGAGGAUCUGACACCUUUCCGAGGAGGUAUCUCCAGGAAGAUGAUGGCUGAAGUAGUCCAGCGGAAGCUCGGGACCCACUAUCAGAUCAUUCAGAACAGGUUAUACCGGGAAAAUGACUGCUUGUUCCCCUCCAGGUGUAGUGGCGUGGAGCACUUUAUUUUGGAAAUUAUUGGGCGCCUCCCUGACAUGGAGAUGGUGAUCAAUGUACGAGAUUAUCCUCAGGUUCCUAAAUGGAUGGAGCCUGCUAUCCCAGUCUUCUCCUUUAGUAAGACAUCCGAAUACCACGAUAUCAUGUAUCCUGCUUGGACGUUCUGGGAAGGGGGACCUGCUGUUUGGCCUAUUUAUCCCACAGGCCUUGGACGAUGGGACCUCUUUAGAGAAGACCUGAUAAAGGCAGCAGCACAGUGGCCAUGGAAUAAGAAAAAUUCUACAGCAUAUUUCCGAGGAUCAAGGACAAGUCCAGAACGAGAUCCUCUCAUCCUUCUAUCUCGGAAAAAUCCAAAACUUGUUGAUGCAGAGUAUACCAAAAAUCAGGCCUGGAAAUCUAUGAAAGAUACUUUGGGGAAGCCAGCUGCUAAAGAUGUUCAUCUUGUAGAUCACUGCAAAUACAAGUAUCUGUUUAAUUUCCGGGGUGUCGCUGCAAGCUUCCGGUUCAAACACCUAUUCCUGUGUGGUUCACUUGUUUUCCACGUGGGUGAAGAGUGGCUGGAAUUCUUUUAUCCACAACUGAAGCCAUGGGUGCACUAUAUCCCAGUCAAAACAGAUCUCUCCAAUGUCCAGGAGCUAUUGCAGUUUGUAAAAGCAAACGACAAUAUAGCUCAAGAAAUUGCUGAGAGGGGAAGCCAAUUUAUCUUGAACCACUUGCAGAUGGAUGACAUCACCUGUUACUGGGAGAACCUCUUGACUGAAUAUUCUAAAUUCCUGUCCUAUAAUGUAACAAGAAGGAAAGGCUAUGAUCAGAUUACUCCCAGAAUUUUGAAGACUGAGCUCUAAUAGUUGUGGUACCACAGCCAUCUCCAUAGCUGCAGAUCACAGAUGUCCAAUGGUGAACAGCAUACCAUGAACGUGGCACCUGUACUUGGAAUACCAUUUAUCAAGCCAAAUAUCUCUUUUUCCUUAUCAUGCUGCACUCAGCACAACUCAAGAUUCAGAAUGUGUAUAGGACACGGCUGUGAAGCAGCUCAACCCUUACACUGAAGGACCAGAAAUCCUAAUGUGGAUUCUGAACCCGAUUCUACCUUUCAUUGUCUUGCAAUCAGUCACAGCUUGUGCCUGAGAUCAUCCAUGUGUGUGUUUGUCACUAUGAAACUGACUCUGUCCAUGUGAAGAUGCCUCAGGUCCCAUCAUUGGAAGCAGAAAAUUCAUAUGGAAUCAGUACAACCCAUUAUUCCCAGUUUUUUUAAUUUAUUCAGGAUUGACUUCUGUUACUUUGUUUAAUGUAGAACCUUGUAGGGUGUGUGAAAAAUCCUUGGGGGGGGCUCUUUCCCUUAAAGGUCUAAGGAAGCAGUUGCUGUGCCAUGCAAAGAUGUAGGAGUUAUCUUUUAUGAAAGCAGAAACUCCAUGGUACUCAGGAGGUUUCUAUAAUGCCACAUAGAAAGGUACCAAUUGCAUGAGUAAUUACUGCAACUGGAUUUCAAAUUUCCUGAUCGUGCCUUUAUUCCCUUCCUAUUUUCUAAAGGAAAAGACACACAACCUCUUAAUAAAUUUAGGAAUUAGUUCUCACUCUGUAAAGAAACUGUGUUAGAACAACACCUCUUUUUUAUCCUUUGCACACCCACAGUUAUUUUUCCUUCUUAAAUUGGCAGUAUCAGGAGCUGGCAUUGUAGUGUGGUGAAUUAAGCCACUGCCUACCACCUGGCAUCCCACAUCAGGGAUGGUUUAAGUCCCAGCCUCUCCUCUUCCAGUCCAGCUUCCUGAUAAUAUAUCUGAGGAGACAACAAGAGAUGGCCUCAGUACUUGGGCCCCUGCUACCCAUGUGGGAGACCUGGAUGGAGUUGUUGGCUCCUGACUUUGUACUGGCCCAGAUCUGACUAUUAUGGCCGUUUGGAGUUGACCCAGGAGGUAGGUGAUCUCCUUUGUGAGUGACAGAGACCCAGGUACCUGAGGCAUCAUUUGCUGCCUUGCAGGGUGAACAUUAGCAGAAAACUGGAAUCUGAAGUAGAGCUGGGUUUUGAACCAAGACAUCCCAAUAUAGACUUAGGGAGUCCCAAGCAGUCUUUAUUGCUGAGUCAAACAUCAACCCAUUUCAUUUGUGUUUUUGAAUAUUAACAAUUCCCAGGAAAAAAGCCUUAGGAAGUCUGGUAGUAAGCAGUCCAGAUGUCUGAAAUGUACUGUGUUUUUGUCUUGUUACUGUGUGGCUCUGUUAGAUGGAAUUCUCUAUAAUUCAAUUUUCUUCUCACUUAAGUAACAGCACAAUUUGCUGUCCCUU